CGAGGGGAAGUGGUGGGUGUGGAGCCAGUAGCGACAACAUGCGCUAGAAAUACUACCGGCUUUUUUAGAUUUUCUGCCCGCCUCGCCCGCAACCCGAUGCUGCUGUACUCCUUGCUCUUCUCAGUCCAGCUAUUCCCCCAUAGACUUCGCACCAACCCCUCGCACACACCGAAGAGAGGGAAAAAAAACUUCUUUUUUCGGAAAAAGGAGAGAGCGAAAAUAAUACUCCUCCUCUACUGUCCAACCGCUGACAUCAAGGCAGGACAGGCAAGAGAGACGAGCUCGGCGUGGUGAGGUGAAGCUUAGGGAGUAGCCAGCUGGCUGCAUUGCAUUGCAUUGCAUUGGACGGGAGGGAUCGCUGCCGCCGCGGGGGCUCGGAUCUUGGCCGCCUUGGCGCUCGAGCAGCUUCGCAACUGCUGGUUGCUUGGUUUGGUGGUUCGCCCAUUGGCGGCGAGGGUCCAGCGCGGCGUGAUCUGGCGCGCGGCCACUUGCGUUAGGAGGCCUGGAUCUUGAGGCGCCCCUGUCGCCGCCGCAAGCGUCCGGGGGCAGUGGGCUCCGUCGCCACAGUUCACUGAGCUGCCGGCUGGGUGCGGCGGGCGGGAGAUCUGACCGUCGGCGCGGAGCUGCAGAUCCCCUGCCUGCGUGGGCACGAGUCGUUGUUGUGGAGCUUCUUGCGGGCGGUGGUGGCGAUGGGGUACAGGUACGUGGAUCCCUUCCUGCCCCCGCAGCAGGCGGCGGCGUCUGCGUACGUCGCGCCGGCGGACGGGCAGCCGCAGGCGCCGCGGCCGCCGGGUUGCCCGUACUCGUCGUCAGCCUCGGCGCCUCCCGUCUCCGCGUCAUACCAUUCUUGGCCUCCGGCGACGUCGCCUCCGCCCGUCAGUAGCCCGCCUCCUGGAUCCCCUCCACCAGAGCCAUUGCCAUCGUCGCCGCCGCCACUGGUAGCAUUGCCGCCGCCGCCGCUGGCAUUGUCUCCUCCCCCACCUGACGCGUCCCCUCCAUCGCUUCCGCCGUCGUCCCCACCCCCGUCGCCACCUCGAGUCGAGGUGAGCGCCCCGCCUCCCCCGCUAGCGACGGACCAGCCGCGCGUUCAGCCCCGAGUGUACCCGUCACCGCCACCGCCAUCCCUUCCCCCGCCGCCGCCUCCCAACGUCUCGCCGCCGUCGGCGCCUCCAUCCGACUCACCGUCGCCAUCGCCUGCUCCAGCUGCACAAGCUCCAGCUCCCGUGCGGGUUGCUGCCUAUUCGCCUCCCCCGCCAAGAAUCGCAUCUCCACCGCCUCCGCACUACCACGUCAAGCCGCACUACGUGAUGCCACGCUCGCCCGGGAAGUCGCGUUCGAACUCGACCCACGCAGCUAGUGGCAGCGGCAAGAACAUCGAGAUAUCCAGGGAGGUGGCCACCACCAUUGUAGCACUCGCUGGUCUCGCCAUGCUCAGCUUUAUUGGCGCCACCAUUUGGUUCGUCAAGAAGAAGCGCCGGCGGAUAGAGCCUCCGGCGACACUGCCCACACAGCAACCAGCUCCCCCGCCACCGCCCAACUACAUCCCAUCGUCCGCUGGAUCCUCACUGGCAUCCGAUGGGUUCUACAUUAGAUCACCGGGGUAUCCUUUCAUGAGGAUCAGUUCUGGGAGCCAUGGAUUUCCAUACUCACCGGCCGACUCUGGUAUAGGGUACUCCAGGAUGCUCUUCACGCCAGAGAAUUUGGCAGCAAUCACAAAUGACUUUGCAGAGGAGAACCUUUUGGGAGAAGGUGGAUUCGGGUGCGUGUACAAGGGUAUUUUGCCAGACGGUCGCCCUGUUGCUGUCAAGAAGCUCAAGAUCGGGAAUGGGCAGGGCGAGCGUGAGUUCAAGGCUGAAGUUGAUACUAUCAGCAGAGUACAUCAUAGACAUUUGGUUUCGCUAGUAGGCUACUGCAUCUCCGAUAGCCAGCGGAUGCUUGUUUAUGAUUUUGUUCCCAACAACACGCUUUACUACCACCUCCAUGUAAGUGAAGCAGCUCUUGAUUGGCGAACGAGGAUUAAGAUUGCAGCUGGAGCAGCUCGUGGAAUUGCUUACCUGCAUGAAGAUUGUCAUCCACGGAUUAUACAUAGAGAUAUUAAAUCAUCCAAUAUUUUAUUGGACAACAGCUUCGAAGCUCAGGUUUCUGAUUUUGGACUUGCAAGGUUAGCGGCUGAUUCCAAUACACAUGUCACCACACGUGUCAUGGGGACAUUUGGGUACUUGGCUCCAGAGUAUGCAUUGUCCGGCAAGCUGACAGCAAAAUCUGAUGUAUAUUCUUUUGGAGUAGUUCUUUUGGAGCUUAUUACAGGAAGAAAACCUGUUGAUGCUUCUCAGCCACUGGGAGAUGAGAGUCUGGUCGAAUGGGCUCGACCCCUUCUGAUCCAAGCAAUCGAAGAUCGGAAAUUUGGGGACCUUCCUGACCCAAGGAUGGAAAACAGGUUUGAUGAAAAUGAGAUGUUUCAUAUGAUAGGAGCUGCAGCUGCAUGCAUUCGACAUUCCGCAGCAAUGAGACCGCGGAUGGGGCAGGUGGUUAGAGCACUAGAUAGUUUAGCAGACUCUAACUUGAACAAUGGCCUUCAACCGGGCCGCAGCGAAGUAUUCUUAGAACCGCAAACCGAAGAGAUUAGAUUGUUCCAGCUGAGGGAAUUCGGCAGCCGGGAUUGUAGCGACGAGUUGAGCCAAGCUAGCUGGAGAAGUCGAAGAGAUUUGUGAACAGAUUCAGAACAAGAGCAUUAACAUUUUUUUGGUCAUUCUUUACAUGUAAUUAUCUCUUUUACAUGUUUUUCCCCCUCCCUGAGGCAAUUCUUGUUCCCCACGGAAUAAAUUUUGCAUUCUUUCAGGAGAUAAGUAAAUCCUCUUUUUUCAAUGAAGAAUAUAAAGAAAUGUGGCUCCUGGCAUUCUCUGAUAAAUAACAGUCUUGUUAUGCUCGUUCACUGCUUUUAGAGCAGCCAGUGGUCAAAUUGCUGCCCUGGCACUGCAAGUCUCUGUAAGGAUAAGGCUGUAAAGCUUACUGGUGGUUGCUUAGAAACUCUUCAGAGUCCAGGAGCUGUUUUGUGCACAAGUGCA
This is a messenger RNA of Phragmites australis (common reed), 3065 nucleotides long. Its product is annotated as proline-rich receptor-like protein kinase PERK8. Gene Ontology annotation, biological process: protein phosphorylation. The transcript is spliced from 8 exons. Gene Ontology annotation, molecular function: protein kinase activity; ATP binding. Bases 690 to 2711 code for a protein of 673 amino acids. The record is from RefSeq and is a predicted model, not a curated record. NCBI's taxonomy places the organism in Eukaryota, Viridiplantae, Streptophyta, Magnoliopsida, Poales, Poaceae.